Hemiscyllium ocellatum (epaulette shark) is the source of this 2844-nucleotide messenger RNA. RefSeq names its product refilin B (gene rflnb). The transcript is spliced from 4 exons. Gene Ontology annotation, molecular function: filamin binding. Bases 248 to 907 code for a protein of 219 amino acids. NCBI's taxonomy places the organism in Eukaryota, Metazoa, Chordata, Chondrichthyes, Orectolobiformes, Hemiscylliidae. Gene Ontology annotation, cellular component: actin filament bundle. The record is from RefSeq and is a predicted model, not a curated record. Gene Ontology annotation, biological process: actin filament bundle organization; negative regulation of chondrocyte development; skeletal system morphogenesis.
CCAUUCAGAUGAUUUUGCAAAGUCUGUUCUGGGUUGUCCUAAAUUCAUUUCCCUCUGCCUCCUCCCCUCGCCCCGCCUCACUCAUGAUCCCCAGCUCCAGCCAAUGUGCCGACUUGGAGGCGUUCCCUUUAACCUCUCUCUCUCUAAUCAGCAGGCUUUGUAGAAACAAUGAAAUCUUUGAGCGGGCCGGAGUUUUGACUUUGCGUACACGAGAGGUGUUUCGGUGUGAGGUUAUCGGAAAGCAGCGAUGGUGGGUAGCCUGAGCCUGCAGGAGGUAUCUGGUCCCCUCGUGGAGCCCAAGCGCCUGGGCGAGCGGGUCCUGGAUAGUCCCGACUCCGGGCUUCCCCCCAGCCCCAGUCCCACGCCCAGCGUCUGGCUGCCGUCCCCGGGAGCUGCAGAGAACCGGCUGCUGGAGCAGGAAGACGUCGGCUUCCCGCUCAGGAGAGGACCGUCUCUACAAACGGACGCUCCAGUUACUUCCUCUUUCCUAAUCACAGGGUUUGGGCCAAGGCUGCAGCCAUCAUCAUUUGGAGAAGGUGUUGAAGUGGACCCUUUGCCACCGAAGGAGAUUAGGUACACCUCUUCUGUGAAAUAUGAUUCGGACCGACACUAUGUCAACAAUGUACUCCUCCAGCACACACUGGGUGUUGAUUCUUGCAGCCAGACAGUCAUCUGCGUUCCCAAUUGCACAUGGCGGAACUACAAGACGGAGCUGAGAUUUGAGCCGCAACACCAACCGUGGAGGUUCCGCAGCACUAUCAUUGUGUACCCAAAGUAUGCAAAGACAGUCUAUACAACCACUGUGGAUUACAACUGCAGAAAAGCAGCACGAAAAUUCUUGUCCAGUGUGGAACUUGAAGCCACAGAUUACAAUGGCAGUGAAAUGGUGUUCCAGGAUAGCCAGUGACUUGACUUAACCACAGUCUGUGUUUUUUUUCUUCUUCGAAAGAGGAUUUUAAAAAAAGUUUAACUUUUUAGACUCUCCAAAAAAAGCUUCUGAAUCUCUUCAAUACUGUAUUUUUUUUUGCUCCUUGCAACAUAGCCUACAUUGUUUCUUUUUUAAUCGCACAAUAAAAUUUAGGAAUUUCCUUUUAGAGAUUUUAUCGCCAUUAAUAUGUAUAAGACAGGAAUAGAUUAAGGAAGCAAAACACACACAACCAGUUGUGAUAUUGAUUGUUUUAACAUGCACAGGCUGGAGAUGGGUGUUGAGGUGCAAGGUCUCAGCUGUUACCCAUUUACUGGGAGCCUGUUUCAGUCUCUGGCAGAAUGGGUGCUUGGUUCCUGAGGCUCUGUUGAGAAGGAGUCGAGCUUGGCUGUGUCUGGUCAUGACCAGCCUAUACAGAGACUGGAGAUGCUGAAGGCUUUGCUUUCAUUUUGGGUAUAUGAGACUGGGGUUGCAGGCAAAAGACUGUAAAUGUGAACCUGAGGAAAUCUCACUGCAUGCAUCAAUUUGUUCUAAUCAUUACAUAAAAAUAUUUCUUGUGCAUUUGAUACAUGUUUAAAUGCUGUAUUUGAAACAUGGAUUAAUUCAUUUGAAGUACAAUUAGCAGUGUAAGGUUUGGAAUAAGUAAACCUGAGGUAUAUUGGAAUUAAUUUCUCCUCCACUGUGAUAAAUCAAACAAUUGCCAUUGGUUCCAAUGUGGAAUAUUUUAGAUCUUUUUCUAGUUUGUCUCCUGCUUGAAUGAGAGUUUGUACAAAUGAUGUACACACUGGUAACCACAUUUUUUGUGAAAGUAUUACAAUUCCCCUAUGGUCCAACUGAAGUUUAAAUGUAAUAGGACUUAGUUUUGAAAUGUACUAAUUGCCUGGUAAAUGGUAACAUGAUCCCAUAUUUGCUUAUAUUAAACAAUUUCAUUUUAUCGUUAUCUUCGCCUCCCUCCACUCCCACCCCACCCCUUAAUCCUCUUAAGUGUGAAAACUACAUGGCUGUUGUAUGACAAAAGGAGUUAUUCUCCUGAUUUAGAAUUGAGUAGACAAACCAGAUGGAUGCAGAUGAGAGCUUCAUUCUCUCCUUGCUAUCAAGACAUCUGCUUGCUCCUCGAAUGAGUCUUGCCGACACUGGACCAUGACCUACCUGCACCAUUCAUUAAGCACUGUCUUGCGAACAACUUUCUGACCUGCUAGAAUUUACCUUUAACUUAUAUCAGGCAUUACCUUCUCAUCAUACUGUUGUGGUUUAUUCUCAUUGUGAUUAAAAUGAGUCAAAUGAUGUUAAAGCAGAGAAUUUACUCUACGAAAUUUAACAAAAUUUUAUGGUUUGAAAAGAAAAAGUAAUUAUCUUGGGUGAUCACUCAUCAACUGCUGAUCACUGAAGCUGUUCAAUUCAAAUAGAUCUGAUUUUUUUUUAAAACUUAGAAUCAACAAAUCAGUGGUGGUAAAGUGAGUGAGUGAUUGUAAAAGGUUACAUGGAAACAAGAUUUAUUUCCAGUUUGAUUGUGGCCGGGAGAUGGACCGUUCCUUUAAGACACUUUGGCUAUUAGCAUUUAAUAUUACCAGAUUGUUCCAUCUCCAGUUGGAAGAUAGGGUAUUUGGUAUAGUUCAGUCAGUUUUGUUUUGGGAGGGUGAGGGAAGAAGGGAGAAUUGGGGAGGGUUCAGCCACUUUAAAACUGGUCAAGCACUUGUAACUUUUAGAAAGGUACUAAUGAGAAUGCUUCCCAUUUCUUCCUUUUUUUUUGGAGAGGUUAAAAAGACCAAAGAAGGAAGAUUUUUUUUAACGCACUUGUCUAGAAUGUGGUUCAACAAAUGUUUGCACAAAUACACCAGGUUAGUCAAAGCAGUUUUAAGAAACAAUCUGUAGAGGUCUUGCUUUUAAAACUGGCUCAAUAAAUGUGGAAUAUUUUAAUA